Molecule: messenger RNA, 1836 nt
Organism: Chlorella variabilis
Lineage: Eukaryota; Viridiplantae; Chlorophyta; Trebouxiophyceae; Chlorellales; Chlorellaceae
Exons: 12
Coding region: 1-1836 (611 amino acids)
Cellular component (GO): nucleolus
Molecular function (GO): RNA helicase activity; nucleic acid binding; ATP binding
Source: RefSeq, a predicted model, not a curated record
AUGUCGUUUGACAGCACGGGGCUGGACCCCAGGCUGCUGCGGGCGCUCUCCAAGCGCGGCUUUGAGAAGCCAACACCCGUGCAGGCGGAGUGCAUUCCCAAGGCACUGGAGGGGCGGGACAUUGUGGCCCGCGCCCGCACCGGCAGUGGCAAGACGCUCGCGUACCUGCUGCCUGCUCUACACCGCGUGCUGGCCAGCGGCAAGGGCAAGGCGGGGUGGCAGGCGCUGGUGCUGGUUCCCACUCGGGAGCUGUGCGAGCAGGUCAGGGAGGAGGCUGCCAGCGUGGCGAGCCUGUGCGGCGCCGACCUGUCGGCCACCUCGGUCGCGGGCGACGCGCCGCUGCGCGCGGCCUGUGCCACCGCGGGGCAGCUGGUGGUCACCACGCCCGCCAAGCUGGCGCAGGCGCUGCGCGAGGGCGUGCUUACGCCGCACAUGCUGGAGGAGCGGCUGCAGGUGCUGGUGCUGGAUGAGGCCGACCUGCUGCUCAGCUAUGGGUAUGAGGAGGAUGUGCAGGCGCUGGCGCCCCACGUCCCGCGCUCCACGCAGUGCCUGCUGAUGAGCGCCACCAGCAGCGAGGAUGUGGACCGCCUGACCAAGCUGGUGCUGCACAGCCCCGUGGCGCUCAACCUGCUGGGGCAGGCCACGGGGGAGGGAGGCGAGAUUGAGCACUUUCGUGUGGACUUGCCGGCGGGGUGCGGCAGCGGCGGGGCGGCCACCGAAGCCGCCGAGAAGCUGCUGCACCUGCUGGCCCUGCUGAAACUCAACCUGGUGCAGCGCAAGGUGCUGGUGUUUGUGAACAGCGCCGACAGCGGCAUGAGGGUGCGGCUCUUCCUCGAGGCCUUUGGCGUGCCGGCGGCGGUGCUGAGCGCGGAGCUGCCGCUCAACUCGCGGCACCACAUUCUGCAGGCAAGGCCGCGGCAGGGCUGGCCGAGCGCUGCGCAGGAGUUCAACCGCGGCCUGUUUGAUUACCUCAUAGCCACAGACGAUGUGCAUGCGGGCGACGCCGACGGCUCCACCGGCAGCAGCAAGCAGCAGCGGCAGAAGAAGGGCAGCAGAGGGGACGCAGGCGGAGGGAAGGGGGCCGUCGGCGGCAAGCGGCAGCGCAAGGAGGAGGAGUUUGGGGUGACGCGCGGCAUAGACUUCAAGGGCGUGCGCACCGUCAUAAACUUUGAGAUGCCGGGCAGCACCAAGGGGUAUGUGCACCGCGUGGGGCGCACGGGGCGGGCGGGCCAGGCUGGCACCGCCAUCAGCCUGCUGGCGCCUUCGGAUGCCCCGCUGGCAGCCGAGCUGACGGCCAUGCUGCGAGACAGCGGCGGCGGCGAGGCAGGCGGCGACCACCCGGCAGCAGCAGCCGCGGCAGGAGGAGCAGCAGCGGCGGCGGCCACCCAAGCCGGCCUGCAGCCGCACCAGCGGCUGACCAAGGCGGCGGUGGAGGGGCUGCGGUACCGGGCAGAGGAUGUGGCGAGGAGCAUCACCAAGAACGCGCGAGCCAAGGAGCUGAAGAACGAGCUGCUGAACUCGCAGCGGCUGGCCGCCUUCUUUGAGGAGCACCCCAGCGACCUCAACCUGCUGAAGCACGACAAGCCGCUGGCGGCCAGCGGCGCGGCGGCGGCGGCGGCCCACCUCAAGCACAUCCCCGCCUAUCUGCGGGACCCGACGCUGCAGGGCAAGAGCUUUGUGGGCAACAGCGGUGAGGCGGCGCCCGCUGCUGGGCGGCUCGAGAAGCAGCCUGCCGGCAGGGAGGUGCAGGCCGAGGGGCAAACUGUGCAGUGGGGUUGGUGGGCAGAAGCCACCUGUUCCUGCAGGCGCCACUCCUCUGCGCCGCCGCCUGCCUGA